AAACGGCUGAGCCUCCAGGUGCACCUGUUCCCCAGUUGCUGCUGCACCAGGAGAGGAAUAACUCCCUUUUCUUUCCUGGAAUAGGUCAAUAGAUGUUGAAGCAACAGCGUCAGUGAGAAGUUCAGCUGUAGAACCGGAGGUCGUCUCAAUAUUUUCUUCUCUCAGAUUUUGAUGCUCUAAACUUAUAUUGUUUCAUCGAGUGGAACGAAGACUUGGAUGGAAAACUCAAUCUUCUCUGUCGUCUGACUGACUGAUGGAGCUGACGGCACAGGCAGUGCGCACAUGCGGAUAUUUCUAACCGGACCAGUUAACAGCAAGAAUGAAGACAAAUCCUCAGGUUUUUAUUUAGACUACAAUAUCUACAGAGAUGAAGAGUAACACAUUUUUUAUUUGAUGUCUUUAAGACUGAAAAUAAAAGCAUUUAUUUUUCAUAACUUGUGAAUAAGAAUGAAGAUUUGUCAUAAUUUUUCCUUUCUGCGCGGAUGAAGACAAAUCCAUUAGUUUUUUAUGAAACGUAUCUGCUCCUAAACAUUUAAUUUCACUAUUUAAACCGUUGCAGAUAUCGACCUGUGUGUUUGAAACUAGCUGCUGAACAUUAUGUUGAUCAAACGUUUUGGGAACAUAAUGUUUGGACAGUUUCCCAUAAAAGUUUAGCGUUUUCUUUACUCGUCAAACUCGGAGUGAAAACUUCAACAACUGAAACCUGGGAAUUUCCUCAACUCCUGAAGAAAGAGUGAACUUCCACUGGAAAGCACUGAUGGUCGAGAGGACAGUUGGGAUUUAAUCCUCGUCGUGAUACGAUGGAUAAGACAGGGUGGACACACACUCCGCACACACCUGGAAACACACAGAGAAGCUCAUUUAGUCAAACCCGUGACGAUGCCGUGUGCCCGCUCUCGUCUCGACCAGACGGGGAAGAUGCCUUCCAGCUGCAUCUCUGUGGUUGAUAAAAUCCUCAUGGUAGAGCAGAUCCUGUCAGAGUUCAGAGUGAAUGAGGAAGAGCUCAAAGAAAUCAUGAGGCGGAUGCAGCGUGAAAUGGAGAGAGGACUGCGUUUAGAGACGCACGAGGAGGCCAGUGUCAAAAUGCUGCCCACUUACGUGUGCUCCACCCCUGAGGGCUCAGAGGUGGGGGAUUUCCUGGCUCUGGACCUGGGGGGUACAAACUUCCGUGUCAUGCUGGUCAUAGUGGGUGAAGACGAGGAGAGGAGCUGGAAGGUAGAGACCAAGAACCAGAUGUACUCCAUUCCUGAAGAUGCCAUGACAGGGACGGCUGAAAUGCUCUUUGACUACGUAGCAGAGUGCAUGUCUGACUUUUUGGACAAACAUCACAUCAAGCACAAGAAGCUUCCACUGGGGUUUACCUUCUCCUUUCCAGUGCGACAUGAGAACAUUGACAAGGGAAUCCUCCUUAACUGGACCAAAGGCUUCAAGGCCUCUGGGGCUGAGGGGAACAACAUUGUGGGUUUACUCCGAGAUGCCAUCAAGAGACGAGGAGACUUUGAGAUGGACGUGGUCGCCAUGGUGAACGACACAGUGGCCACCAUGAUCUCCUGCUAUUACGAGGACCGCAGCUGCGAGGUCGGGAUGAUUGUUGGCACUGGUUGUAACGCCUGUUACAUGGAGGAGAUGAGGACUGUGGAGCUGGUAGAAGGGGAGGAGGGCCGGAUGUGUGUGAACACAGAGUGGGGGGCGUUCGGGGGCAACGGGGAGCUGGAGGAGUUCAGACUGGAGUACGACCGAGUGGUGGACGAGACCUCCAUUAACCCCGGAAAACAGCUGUACGAGAAGAUGAUCAGUGGUAAGUACAUGGGAGAGCUGGUGCGGCUUGUUCUGAUGAAGCUGGUGAAUGAAGACCUGCUGUGUAACGGGGAAGCCUCGGAGCUGCUGAAGACACGUGGCAGCUUUGAGGCGCGUUACGUCUCACAGGUAGAGAGUGAUACUGGAGACAGGAAACAAAUCUACAACAUCCUGUCAUCACUGGGCAUUUUGCCGUCAGAGCUGGACUGUGAUAUUGUGCGUCUGGUCUGUGAGAACGUUUCCACCCGCUCUGCUCACAUGUGCGCUGCAGGACUCGCAGGUGUGAUCAACAUAAUGCGGGAGCGACGCAGCCAGGAGGCCCUGAAGAUCACAGUGGGGGUCGACGGGUCCGUGUACAAGCUGCACCCGUGUUUCCGUCACAGGUUCCACAAAGUGGUCAGGGACCUCACGCCUCACUGUGAGAUCACCUUCAUCCAGUCGGAGGAGGGCAGCGGCCGUGGAGCGGCUCUUAUCUCAGCAGUGGCCUACGUGCAGCUUCUCCGGGCUCUGAGGGAUGUGUGUCAGUGAGCUUCAUACUCACGACUGGAUGAUGUACAGACAAGAACGCAGCAAACAGUAUUGUAGACUGUAUUUGAUAGUGUUGGACAACGUUGUAGCAAUAUCAGUGUUAUUGUAAAUUAAAGAAUUGGUUUCCUGUUGCACCCAAAAGAUUAGGCGGCUCAUUUAAAAUAUUAUCACCUUGUGUAUCACUGCCUGUAGAUAAUUUUUCUGGUGUGGGCUGCUCCAUUUUGAAAAUGGCACAUAUAUUAUUGAUGGUAGUUUAUGAUUACACCAGUAAAAACUGGUUGAUGUGUAGCACAGGGAUUGUUUUUGUAAAUGCUGUUGUAAACUAUACGACCACGUCAAAUUCAUUGCUUUGUUGUGUAGUAAAUCCUGUUUGUAAACGACGACAUAUUUCUUUGAGAUCUUAUGUUUAAAUCUAAAUGUUUAUAACUCGUUUAUGAUGUGUGUUUGCCAGUAAUUUGUAAUUUUUUCACAUGUGCACAAUGAAAUGUACUUUGGAUGUGAAUAAGCUUAACUGUAAAUAAAACAACUCAAUUAGAAUGAAAAAGAAUUGAAUUGAAUUCAUCUUAUUGCUUUUUAUGUUUUUUAGAUUUAUGUCACACGAUAUUAUUGUAAUGAGUUCCUGGUAAUACACCAUUAACACAAUGAGAAAACUGAAGCCUGAAGUGUAAUAAUCCUAUUAAUGUUACAUCAAUGAAGUAGAAGCUGAACAUGAACAUAAUAUAUUUGAAUAAACUCUUUAAAUCA
Molecule: messenger RNA, 3069 nt
Organism: Hippoglossus stenolepis (Pacific halibut)
Lineage: Eukaryota; Metazoa; Chordata; Actinopteri; Pleuronectiformes; Pleuronectidae
Gene: gck
Product: glucokinase (hexokinase 4)
Exons: 12
Coding region: 880-2325 (481 amino acids)
Biological process (GO): intracellular glucose homeostasis; glycolytic process; glucose 6-phosphate metabolic process
Cellular component (GO): cytosol; mitochondrion
Molecular function (GO): glucokinase activity; D-glucose binding; ATP binding
Source: RefSeq, a predicted model, not a curated record